CCAGACGGAGAGGGACCGGUUCCAGGGCCUCAGUUUGACGUUUGCUCCCGCGACGAUCGGAUGGCAAUUGUCCAGGAGAUCCAGAGGGACUCUGUGACAAUAGUCUGAGACUUCCAGUGGGACUGUCGUGGUCCAUAUUUCCAGUGGGUUUUCCACUGAAGAAUGGUUGUUGACCCCAUUAUCAUUCCGGGCAACGCGCCGAAGAGUAGCUUUGUUGUGGUGCCGUGUUUCCAAGAGGACCAGAUUACGUUGGCUCGAUCAAAAAGAUUUCUGGGGAAACCCGGUUCACUUUUCUCUUCGAGUCUUGGUGAUAAGGCGUCCUGGAACGCUGUGUGCACAAUAGUGUGUGUUUUCUGUUAAGUGAUGUAAAAGAGGAAUAAUACAUUAUAUUGUUGAAAGAAUAAAUGGCAUUUAUGUCUUCUUAAUGUGUUCACAAUUCCUCUGAAUUCGUGAAUUAGAACUUCUUAAACAUGGCACAGAAUUUCUUAUAAAGACGAUUACUGGAAAUGUGUGAUAAUGAAAUACUUUGAUAGUGAGAAUCAAGAUGCAGAUAACUCGUCAAUUGCUCGCAAGUCUCAUGAAAAGUAAAACUAAUCUCGUUUAGAAAACAAAAAAAAUCUGAAGAGUUGGAAAGGUGAAACUAGUGUUAAGUGGUCCUAUAAACUGAUCACUUUGUGCGUUCAGUCAUUCAAGUGAAGUCUGAGCUCUAGAAAGUAAACAAAGAUGACGGAAACAACAACUGAUCAUUUCCUCCCAACGACGACCAUGUCUGGUCAAGAAGAUGUGGACGGCCGAAAGGUUCUUCGGCUGGAGUGGCUCGACGUCGGCGUCAUCGUCGCGUACUUCGUCUUCGUCCUUUUCGUGGGACUGUGGGUGUCAAGGCGCAACCAAGGAAGCGUUUCCAGCUACUUCUUAGCUUCGAGGGAUAUGCACUGGAUACCCGUGGGAGCGUCCCUUUUUGCCAGCAACAUUGGGUCAGGUCACUUCAUAGGCUUGGCAGGAGCAGGGGCGGCUUCUGGCAUUGCCGUGGCAGGCUUUGAACAAGGGUCUGUGUAUACGCUGAUAUUGCUAGGGUGGCUGUUUGUGCCAGUGUACAUGAGUUCCGGAGUUUACACAAUGCCAGAGUACCUGAGGAAAAGGUUCGGAGGGCAAAGGAUCAGAGUGUACCUGUCCUUCCUGGCUCUGAUUCUUUACAUCUUCACAAAAAUAUCAGCUGAUCUGUACGCCGGAGCGCUAUUCAUUCAACUUGCACUGAACAAAAGCUCUGAAGAAUGGCUUUACAUCAGCAUCGUUAUUUUACUGGCGAUUGCAGCCAUAUUUACCAUAGCAGGCGGUCUGGCAGCCGUCGUCUGGACGGAUCUGGUGCAAAUCAUCCUGAUGGUCAUUGGAGCCUUCAUCCUCAUGGGAGUCUCUCUAAAUGCAGUGGGUGGACUGCAGGGUCUCAUAGAGCAGUUUCCCUAUGCAGUUGCAUCGCAACAAGCAGUCGACCUCUUCAACAACACGUGUGGCAACCCACCUUCCGAUUAUAUGAACCUCCUGCGCCCUAUCGAGUCUGGAAAAAGUGCCUAUCCAUGGACUGGUAUGGUCAUAGGCCUAAGGAUUAAUUCCCUCUGGUACUGGUGCACUGAUCAGGUCAUUGUGCAAAGAACCCUUGCCAGUAAGAACAUGAGUCACGCAAAGGGUGGCUGCAUCCUGGCAGCCUACCUGAAAUUCCUGCCAUUAUGGCUGCUUGUGUUGCCUGGAAUGGCUGCAAGGAUUCUCUACCCAGACAGAGUAGGCUGUGCGACACCUGAGGCUUGCAAGGCUAUCUGUGGAAGCGAAUCUGGCUGUAGUAACAUUGCAUACGCUGAGCUCGUCUUGAACCUUCUGCCAUCAGGACUUUCAGGUAUGAUGUUAGCCGUGAUGAUGGCAGCCCUGAUGACGUCUUUGACUUCUAUCUUCAAUUCGGCGUCAACGAUCUUCACCAUCGACGUGUGGAUGUUGGUCCGGAAGAAGUUCUCCAGAGCGAAGCCCUCUGACGCCGAGCUUCUCAUCGUUGGGAAAAUCUUCGUUUUGGUGCUUGUUGUCAUCUCAGUCGUUUGGAUUCCAGUUAUUCAGUCGUCAGGGAAUUCGCAGCUUUUCCACUACAUUCAGAGGAUUUCCUCCUUUUUGGCGCCUCCAAUAUGCGCUGUGUUUAUACUGGCAAUAUUUUGGCCAAGGACCACGGAGCCGGGCGCCUUCUGGGGACUGAUGACUGGCUUGUUCAUUGGCAUGCUGAGGUUCAUCGUCGAGUUCUCCUUCUUGGUGCCUGCAUGCGGCACAGGUCUUCCUGACCCAAGGCCGCCUAUUGUGAAGCAGUUGAUAGGCAAUGUCCAUUAUCUACACUUCAGCAUCAUACUCUGGCUCAUCACGGGAGCUGUGACCAUUGGAGUGUCACUCAUGACCAAACCUAUUCCUCCCGAAUGUUUAUACCGCUUGACGUUUUGGACUCGCCGAGAUCCCCGAGUUCGAAAGCCGAUAGAUGGCGACUCUGAAGACGACGCGGUGCAGCAGAUUAAGAGAGCCGACUCGGCCAACCAUGGCCGCCCUGGUGAUUCGACUGCUUCCCUGUCACAAAUGGACAUUGAAAGUUCACCUCAAAAUAAAAGUAAACUGAAGAACUGCUUAGACACAUUGACAGGGAGGGCCAGCGGCACCACCCAAGGUGCAGUAACCACAGACACACCACCAAACGAACCCUCUGAGGAGCAGUUGGCAAAGGAGGCCGCGGAUUUCCUCGAGGAAAAGACUUUUCUGAGAAGGCUCGUGAACAGCAACGCCGUCCUUUGCCUGACGCUCUGCACUUUUGUGUGGGGAUUCUUCGCGUGAUUUGGCGUUGGGGUCCUUGAGCCACACGAGUUCUCGGAGCAACUUGUUCAUUUAUGACGAAAUGAAAAAGCGGAGUUGCCUUCUGGGUUGUGUGUUAAGGUACAAUGUUGAUAUCAUAUCCUCCUAUUAAUGGUAAAUUUUUUUUAGUAUAUCUUAUACUGUAAUGAAUUAUCAAAUGUAAGGUUAAAUGUUGUUUUGUUUAAGAUAGAUACUAUAUGAGAUGCAUUAGUACAUUUAGUGAUAGUAGGCUGUUUUAAGGUUACCAAGAAAUAGUGUAAGAACUUUGAGUUUUAUAUUUUUAAUAUAAAUUUUUCGGAAUCCUUCAUGAAAUGUCAAGGAAAUAUUCGCUGAAUGGAUAAUAAGAUGUAUAACUGUGUAUCAAUAACAUGUAGUUAUCAGUGUGAAAGAAUAGGUCUACGAGCAACGCGUGUGACGAACUUCAAGAAGAGUACAAAUUUUUGGCAUGCAAAAAUUUGCUCUCUCGAUUUAUCUUGUCUUUCUCAUAUGCUUGCCAUGAAACAUGUUAUUUUUGCAGCAUUGAGAAGUCUUCGGGCUAUUUUAGGAGUUUGAGUCACAUGACUCAAACUCUUGAAUAACACGAAGUUUCUGUCUAAUUGUCAUAUUUCAAUUUUGCCUUUUUUACCUAAUGUAGUACCUCUUAUGUUGAUCUCUUUUUCAAUAAACGUGAUGAUUCUCUUUUA
Molecule: messenger RNA, 3548 nt
Organism: Macrobrachium nipponense
Lineage: Eukaryota; Metazoa; Arthropoda; Malacostraca; Decapoda; Palaemonidae
Product: sodium/glucose cotransporter 4-like
Exons: 14
Coding region: 724-2847 (707 amino acids)
Biological process (GO): transmembrane transport
Cellular component (GO): plasma membrane
Molecular function (GO): D-glucose:sodium symporter activity
Source: RefSeq, a predicted model, not a curated record